UGGCCGAUCCCCGACCCAGCUUCCUACUACGUCACUCGUUAGCGUAGUUCGAUUCGGUUUAAUAAACCCAUUCUCAUUGAACUGGAGUCCCACUGUAGCGUACUAUCCUUCCGUAUUUCGUCUCAACUACCGUACACGUAAUUUGUAACUUGAAAAUGGCCCAAUGCGUAGAGUCGUCUACGGACCUUGCAAUGAAAACAGAAGAACAGACUGAAAGGAAGGUGGCCGUCAUCACCGGCAUCACUGGACAGGAUGGCUCCUACCUGGCUGAGUUCCUGUUGGAGAAAGGAUACACGGUCCACGGCGUGUUACGGAGGUCCAGCUCCUUCAACACAGGACGCAUCGAACAUCUCUACAAGAACCGGCGCACCCACUUGGAAGGCGACAUGAAGUUGCAUUAUGGUGACCUGACGGACAGUACCUGCCUGGUAAAGAUCAUCAACGAAGUAAAGCCCACAGAGAUCUACAACCUGGGAGCCCAGAGUCACGUCAAGAUCUCCUUCGACCUGGCCGAGUACACGGCCAACGUGGAUGGCGUGGGCACGCUGCGGCUGCUGGACGCCAUCAAGACGUGCGGCCUGACCAACAGCGUACGCUUCUACCAGGCCUCCACCAGUGAGCUGUAUGGCAAAGUGCAGGAGAUCCCCCAGAAGGAGACCACGCCCUUCUACCCACGUUCGCCUUACGGCGCUGCUAAACUGUAUGCCUACUGGAUCGUGGUGAACUUCCGCGAGGCCUACAACAUGUUUGCCGUCAACGGAAUCCUCUUCAACCACGAGAGCCCCAGGAGAGGAGCAAACUUUGUGACCCGUAAGAUCACCCGUUCGGUGGCGAAGAUCCACCUGGGCCUUCAGGACUGCAUCUACCUGGGCAACCUGGGAGCCAUGCGGGACUGGGGACACGCCAAGGACUAUGUGGAGGCUAUGUGGAUGAUGCUGCAGCACAAAGUACCGGAGGACUUUGUCAUCGCCACGGGGAAGGUGCACAGCGUGAGGGAUUUUGUGGAGAAGGCCUUCCAGCACGUGGGCACGACAAUUGUGUGGGAGGGUGAAAAUGAGCAGGAGGUUGGCCGUAACAAGGAGACAGGAGCCAUUCUUGUGAGAGUCGACCCCAAAUUCUUCCGCCCCACUGAAGUGGAAUACCUGCAAGGGGACAGCAGCAAGGCCCUGGAGCAUCUGGGAUGGAAGACCAAAGUCACUUUUGAGGAGCUGGUGAAAGAGAUGGUGGAUGCUGACAUGGAACUCAUGAAGAACAAUCCUAAUGCUUAAUUUUCCAAAAUAUGUUUUCAAUAUAGAAACGAUAACACACUCCAGUGGCUGCUGUCGCAAUUUUGGAAGGAUUUUAUUAUGAAUAUGGGUCACUUUACUUUUUUUAAUCGGUUUGUCCCUUUUGUGAUUUCUGUUGGUAAAUGUUAACCGUGUGAUGCCUUGGAUGCGGGUUUCUCCUUUUUUAUAUGAUGCAAGUAAUUUACUGUUAAUUAGAAAGAAUGAAGAAUUAUAUUUAUAAUCGGUGGAUGCAAUGAAUAUGGUCGAAAUAAUGAUGGGGAAACUUCUAGAUAUUCUCUUUUCUUGUAUUUAUUAUUUUAUUCGUUAUAUACAUUGAAUGUGAAUUCCAUUUUAGGAAAGUAUAUAGUGAAAGUAGCCUUCUGUAAUUUAUAGUAAAGAAGGUUAUUAUUAAGGUUAGAAAAUCAAAGAAAUUGAAAUGCAUGGAAUUAAUUUGUUAAAUAAAUAUUGAUCUUUUACGCUCAUAUUUUAGUCUCAUAU
This is a messenger RNA of Gadus chalcogrammus (walleye pollock), 1763 nucleotides long. RefSeq names its product GDP-mannose 4,6-dehydratase (gene gmds). Gene Ontology annotation, molecular function: GDP-mannose 4,6-dehydratase activity. NCBI's taxonomy places the organism in Eukaryota, Metazoa, Chordata, Actinopteri, Gadiformes, Gadidae. The transcript is spliced from 11 exons. The record is from RefSeq and is a predicted model, not a curated record. Gene Ontology annotation, biological process: GDP-mannose metabolic process. The coding region runs from base 156 to 1268 and encodes 370 amino acids.